This is a messenger RNA of Peronospora matthiolae, 522 nucleotides long. The record is from the annotation of a GenBank genome assembly. NCBI's taxonomy places the organism in Eukaryota, Oomycota, Peronosporomycetes, Peronosporales, Peronosporaceae.
AUGGCGCUGAGCAAACGCUUCGAAAUGACGGAUCUCGGUGAGCUCGAUUACUUUCUCGGCAUGGAGAUCAAGAACGACCGUAAGACGGGAAUGGUGACUGUACAACAAACCAAGUUUCUCAAGUCCGUGUUGACCAAGUUCGGAAUGGAUAACAGCAAGCCAGUGAAGACGCCUCAAGAUCCCGGCCUGAAGCUAACCAAGAACAUGUGUGAACAAGAAUGCAAGCACGAAGACACCAUGUGCAACGUGCCAUAUCGAAGUGCUGUCGGAGGCAUCAUGUAUCUCAUGGUCGCCACACGUCCGGAUCUAGCUGCUGCAGUGGGAUCAUUAUCCCAGUUCUCGUCCGACCCAUGCCCGACUCACUGGCAAGCUUUGAAGCGUGUGCUGAGAUACCUGCAAGCAACGCCCAAUCACGGUCUUGAGUUUACACGUGAAGAAGGAAGCCGUAUCUGCGGUACACCGACGCAGACUGGGCCGGCGACAUUGAGUCAAGACGAAGUACAAGCGGCUAUGUGUUCAUGA